Messenger RNA from Acanthopagrus latus (yellowfin seabream), 3557 nucleotides. It is a transcript of the gene ddx11, whose product is annotated as DEAD/H (Asp-Glu-Ala-Asp/His) box helicase 11. The record is from RefSeq and is a predicted model, not a curated record. Gene Ontology annotation, molecular function: DNA helicase activity; ATP binding; DNA binding. The coding region runs from base 253 to 2946 and encodes 897 amino acids. Gene Ontology annotation, biological process: nucleobase-containing compound metabolic process; establishment of sister chromatid cohesion. The transcript has 27 exons. NCBI's taxonomy places the organism in Eukaryota, Metazoa, Chordata, Actinopteri, Spariformes, Sparidae. Gene Ontology annotation, cellular component: nucleus.
AGUUUAUGAUCAGCAGUAACUUAGAUAUAAGAGUUCAGCUAACGAGGGGACUUGGAUUGUUUAUAUGUUAGCUAGCUAACAGUAUAGCUAUGGAUCAAGACAGCUAAGUUAGCGUUGACGUUUCGUUUCAGAACAUCUCAUCUUUAAGUGACACUCUUUACAAUGAAACGAUGGCUGCUUGUCACAACAUGUAGACGAUUUGUAAAGCUCUGUAGUUAAAUUCACGUCGAUGUUGAAGGAAGAGAGAAGAGAAUGGAGAAUGGAAGAGCCCAGUUUCCAUUUCCCUACCAGCCCUAUGACAUCCAGGAGCAGUUCAUGCAAGCCCUGUACAGUGCACUUGACCAGGGCAAAGUUGGCAUCUUUGAAAGUCCAACUGGAACGGGCAAGUCUCUGAGUCUGAUAUGUGGAGCGCUGAGCUGGCUGUCAGACCAUGAAGAGAGGAGGAGACAGGAGGCCGCUGCUCUGCUGCAGGAAGGAGAGGCAGCUCUUUCCACCUGCACCUCUCAGCCCUCAGCCAGCAGCUCCUCCUCAGAGCCGGACUGGAUCACUGACUUUGUUCAGAAAAAGGCUGAACGAGAUUUGGUGUCAAAGUUGAAGGAGGAAGAGUUGAAAAGAAAGAAGAGGGAGGAACGAUUGGAAAUGAUCAGAAACAACGUUCAGCUGAAGUAUGCGAUGAAGAGAAAGAGCUCUGAAGAUGAUGAGGCAUUCAAGUUGCUCCAGCUCAGUAAAGAGGAACAACCUGAGAUGCGAGGAGAUCAAGAGGACGAGGAGCUUAUCGUCGCAGAAUAUGAGAGCGACGACGAAUCAAAGACCAGGAGCAGGUUUUGUGCUGCUGAGGAGGACACAGAUGAUGACCUGGUCGAGGAACAUGUCACUAAGAUUUACUACUGCAGUCGCACUCACUCCCAGCUGGCCCAGUUUGUCCACGAGGUUCAAAAGAGUCUGUUCAGCAAGGACGUCAGUGUGGUCACUCUGGGCUCACGGCAGAAUCUGUGUGUCAACGAGGAGGUGCGUCGCCUGGGCAGCAUCCAGCGCAUUAACGACCGCUGCAUGGAGAUGCAGAAAAACAAACAUGAGAAGCAUCAUGACGAAGAGGGGGUGAAACGUAAGCGUGGCCCAGCAAAGACUGUGUGUCCCUUCAACAAAGCUUCAGCACUGCAGCAGAUGAGGGACGACCUUCUGGGGACAGUCCAUGAUAUAGAACAGCUGCUGAAACUGGGCCGCGAAACACACUCGUGUCCUUACUACGCCACGCGUCUUGCUAUUCCACCUGCACAGUUGGUGGUGUUGCCCUAUCAGAUGUUGCUUCAUGAAGCUACAAGAAGAGCAGCAGGAGUCCAACUGAAGGGACAGGUGGUGAUCAUCGAUGAAGCUCACAAUCUUAGUGACACUCUCUCCUGUAUACACAGUGCAGAGCUCACUGGAGCGCAGCUUUGCCGUACCCACUCUCAGCUCAGCCAGUACGCCGACCGCUAUAAGAGCCGACUGAAGGCAAAGAACCUGAUGUACAUCAAACAGAUCCUGUUUGUGAUCGAGGGGCUUGUCCGCGUGCUGGGAGGUAAGGUGGGGCAGAAUCCACAGAGCCAGACGACGACACAAACGGGUACCGAAAUGCUCACCAUCAACAACUUCCUGUUCAAGGCUCAGAUUGACAACAUCAACUUGUUUAAGUUACAGAGGUACUUCGAGAAGAGCAUGAUCAGCAGAAAACUGGGAGGCUUUGUGGAGAAGUACGCUGGGUCAGGCGUGAGUCUCCACGUUCAGAGUGGCUCCAACAAGGAGAACCGACGCACCGAGGGCUUAAACCGCUACCUUCAGACGCUACAGAGCAACCAGGGCGCUGCGACAGUGUCUCCAGCGGACCAGCAGGGGUCUUCAGAGGCAGAGAAAGUUCUGUCUGCGUCUCCCAUGAUGCAGGUGGAGGGUUUCUUCAUGGCUCUCACCAACAGCAACACUGAUGGCAGAGUGGUGGUGCACAGACAAGGCACUUUGUCGGAGAGCAGCGUCAAGUUUCUCCUGUUGAAUCCGGCGGUCCACUUCGCCCAGGUGCUGAAGGAGUGCAGGGCGGUCAUCAUCGCAGGAGGAACCAUGCAGCCUGUUUCAGACUUCAAACAGGAGCUGCUGUUCUCCGCCGGAGUGGGAGAGGAGCGCAUCACUGAGUUUUCCUGUGGUCACGUGAUUCCUCCCGAGAACAUUCUUCCUCUCGUCUUGUGCAGCGGUCCGUCUGGUCAGGAGCUGGAUUUCACUUUCCAAAACAGAGACUCUCCCCGCAUGAUGGACGAGACUGGGCGCAUUCUGUCCAACAUUUGUAACGUGGUCCCGGGCGGGGUGGUGUGCUUCUUCCCUUCUUACGAGUACUCACGGCGGAUCAUUUCUCACUGGGAGGCCAGCGGUGCGCUGACUCGUCUGGCUAACAAGAAGAAGAUAUUCCAGGAGCCGAAAAAAGCCAACCAAGUCGAGCAGGUGCUGAGCGAGUUCUCCCGCUGUAUCCAGAGAUGUGCUGCUGACAGUAGCAGUACCCUCACGGGAGCGUUGCUGUUCUCUGUGGUCGGAGGAAAAAUGAGUGAGGGCAUCAACUUCUCCGAUGACCUGGGCAGGUGUGUGGUGAUGGUGGGGAUGCCGUACCCCAACAUCAAGUCCCCGGAGCUGCAGGAGAAGAUGUCGUAUCUGGACAAACACCUGCCUCACGCUGGAGGAAGGAGCCCUGGCCAAGCGCUGAUAGAAAACCUCUGCAUGAAGGCUGUCAAUCAAUCCAUAGGAAGAGCUAUCCGUCACCGUGGCGACUAUUCCUCCAUGGUCCUGUGCGACAGACGGUACGCUCGACCUGCGACGCUCUCCAAACUUCCCACGUGGAUCAAAGAUCGCACCAGCACACAUGCGUCUUUUGGCCCUGCUUUUGCUGCUCUGCGGAAGUUCUUCCUGGAGAAGAAGCAGAAGCAGCUGUAGUUUCAAAAGACGAGACUAGAAGAAUGGAUUAGUCUUGCUCUGCGUUAGCGAACCCAAGAUUGUGCUUCCUUUAAAAAUGCUGUGAGAUAAUUAAAGGGCUGUGUAAUAAGUUCCUUAUCACAUGAUUGCCUCAGCUCUUUUAUGCUGCUUUAUGUUUACAUUCAUGAACAUUUUGAAGCCAAGGCACUUCUGACAGGAGUUCAAGGAUCAGUUAGGGGACAACUUUUCUGUUUUCAGUGCUUCACCCUUCUUUAUUUAACACGUUCAGCUUUCAUGUUUUGUCUUUUACUUGUGUUCUGAUCCGGCUUGCUAACAUCUCUGGUUUAGAGAAGUGAAGAUGAAUGCAGACAAAGGCCAAAGGAGGAAUUAAUCAGAUUGACUCAGAUGUAUCAGCCAUGUCUUCUAAUGCAGUCUGGAACAUGUUGAUGGCACCACGAAUGAUAAAUACUGAAGCGGCACUGGCGGAGGCAUCCGUGUGACUGAUUCACACUUGUGAUGUUAAAUAUUUAAAGGACUCGACACAAAAUGUUAUGUAAUGGAAAAAACCCCAAAACGUUUAUUUAAUGUAGACGUGUUAUUGAAAUGUUUAUUAAAAUAUGAUUUACAAUGAA